Molecule: messenger RNA, 6225 nt
Organism: Amoebophrya sp. A120
Lineage: Eukaryota; Dinophyceae; Syndiniales; Amoebophryaceae
Source: the annotation of a GenBank genome assembly
GUCGGCUUUUUUUAAGGAGGUGCUUUUUUUUGUUUGAGAAAAGAGCUACUUUUUCACCUGCUCCAUCAAAAAAAGAAAAAGAAGCUAAGAAUUCAAGGCUAGAAACUUCACUCGGAGCCGGAGCCUAGCACGAGUAGUCUCCCUUUGACUAGGGUAAUAAAGUUCAUGGCUCGCCUUAAAAAGAAAAACGAGAGCCGCCGGAACUCCAGCCCUAGAUUGUUAUGAAGACCGGGGAAAACAAAAACAAAUUGUGGAGACGGUACAUUCACCUGACAGUUUUAUUUCGAUCCCAAAUCAUGUAAACACCCUUCACGUGACGACCAAGGCGCUUCAUCACCAUGGCGACAGAUUGGAUUCACAAUGCAGCGGCGGAUGCCGCAAGUUUCGUGGAGUCUCGUAUGGAAGAAGUGCUGUUGACCUUGUUCCAAGAGAUCGACACCGAUGGUAACGGAGUCAUUUCGCAGGCAGAGUUUGUCCAUAUGCCAGUUUCUAGUGCCGAAGCCUUUCGCCGCCUCGUCCUGGAAGGCAUGGAGGUACCAAUUUUUGUUUUGUUGGUUUCAUUGGCAGAAGUUCUGGGAACGUGGUUUUCAUUUUGUAUCCAAUAGAGAAAUCUAGAUCUACAAUCGCGUCCAUUAAAGCAAUCUGUUUGGACGUAAUUAACAAAGUACUCAACUACUUUCUUUAUGACAUCCACAGGCACGUGCCGCGGAUCUGAUGCAGAGCCUGUUUCCGCCAGUAAAGCCCGAGGCAGGAUUCGUCGGGACCUUUCUUUGGCGGUAUUUGAUCCUGGUAGUACUCUUCCAGUUCUUUCUCUAUUUUCUCGAGCACUGGCGGGCAUUGAUGGGCUUGCGGUUUGUCUCCAGUAUCCGGACCAAUGCCGAUGAGGAACUCGGGGAAGACCAAACCAAAUUGAAGAGGGUUGGGAAAGACAUGGCUUUUUACUACGACACACCGCUGACGUCCUACGAAAUCGCGAAGAUGGUUUUCUUCGGCCUGUCCGGGAUUGCAGUGGUGCGAUUCCUGUUUACCAUAAUCAGUUGCUUCCUUGGCAUCUUCUGCCUUUGCGUGGCCGUCUGGCAACCACAUGAGACCCUCUGGUAUCUAUAAGAUUGGUUGGAUAUUUUUUGUCGGCCUGCGUUGGCUUUAGCAGUUUCUCUUUUUCUUUUUCAAGGACGAGCAAAUCCAUUAGGAAUUCUACUGUAGCCGCCUGCUUCUUUUGAAUCUGGACUGAAAUCAUGACGUCAAGAAUUACCGAGUGAGUACUACUUCUCGUCUAUUUUACAAGUACUUCAAUCAACCCAGGUUUCGAAUUUGGUUUCAGCUGGGCACGCUUUGCGCGCGUUCGAUGAUGUUUUGGAUGUGCUAUUUCCGGAUCGACCAGGACGGGCGGUUUGACAAGUCGGCCAAGAUUUUGGUGUCCAACCACCCCUGCAUUUGGGAGGUGGUGAUGCUGUUCUUCAAGUCCGGCGGCUGCAGUUUCGUGAGUUCGGUGAACAACUAUCCUGAGUAAAAACGUACCCACACCAGAGUCAGGAUGAGGAUUUUGCAACACAAACCUAGGAGUUUUGUGAGUCACGCAUGACAAGUUGCACUAUGCAGUGUAGUGCAGGUUAGCAAGUGCAGCCGCAUCACAGAUUCAUCUGCUCACCCUGUUCACAGCAUCACAAAUUCCAAAUACUCGCGAUGUUUUCGCGGUUCUGACCCUAUGCCGCUCCAGCGCCUGCGGAGGCUUGCCUCCCCAGCGAUAAUGGACAAUGGCAAUGUCGGUGCGGUUGUUUUAGCAUCACAAAUUCCAAAACACGACUGGAAAUGGCUCUCAUGGGGAUGCGCAUUACAAGUCCGUCUGUCCUCGCAAAUCUGCACUACAACUCUGGUGUGGGUACGUUUUUACUCAGGAUAACAACCUGGCGUUCCCGGGGUUUCCGCAGGUGGUCAACGCCGCACGGGCGGUGAUUGUCAGCAAGUAUCAAAUGUAAAUAUGUCUGAGUUUGGGAAAUUGCGAUAUUUGCCAUGCUGGUCCGGUAUGACUCUGAAAUCUGUAUUGCGUGGCCGCGAAGAGCUCCUCUCGCCUGUCGUGCAAAAAUGCAGUUUUUCAUGCGGAGUACGAAACUCAGAACCACGGAAAAACUUGCCAUGCUGUGCAGCGCAUUACAGAGUGCUCACUCUUCCCUUCCUUGCAUGACAAGUUUCCAGACCCAGACAUAUUUGCAAUGCAUAGCGGGGACCCCGAGGCGAAGAAGAACACGCUGCUCGAGAUCAAGCGUCGCACCAACGACCCGAACGCGUAUCAAAUGUAAAAAUGUCUGGGUCUGGAAGAUUGCGAGAUUUGUCAUGCAUAUUUCGGAUCACGCUAAUGGCGUCUGAUGCAGGCAAAAGCAUCACAGGUUUUGAGCACGCCACAUGAUGCCUGUCACGCAUGAGAAACUGCCUACUUGCGUGCCAAGAAAUGGACAGCUUUUGGCGCCCAUGCAACACAAAUUUUUGUGUGUUCCAGAGUUUGCAUCACAAGUUCCAACGCUUCCAGACCCAGACAUUUUUACAUUUGAUAACGCGAGCCAGCUGAUGAUUUUCCCCGAGGGCACCACGGGCAACAACAUCGCCAUGCUGAAGUUCAAGAAGGGCGCCUUCACGCCCGGCGCGCCCGUGCAGCCCGUGUGCUUCCGGUAUCAACUGUAAAAAUGUCUGGGUCUGGAAGAUUCCGAGACUUGUCACGCACGGUUUGCAUGAGCCAUGAUGUCUAUGAUGCAUGCCCUAGCAUCACAAUUUUCUAUAAGAGACUGAGACUCUUGAUGCCUAUUCCGCAUGACAAAUGCCCUCUCCGCGUAGCAAAAAUUACACUCCUUUUGCUGCUCAUGCAACACAAAUUUUUUAGACAUCCAAAUGCAGCAUCACAAGUUGAGUUUUUCCAGACCCAGACAUUUUUGCAUUUGAUAUCCGGUUCCCGUAUUACCACUACAACCCGUGCUGGACGGGAGCGGCCUGCGGGGGCAACAACAUGGACAUGCUGUUUUUCCGCACCUGCUGCCAGUUCGCAAACCGGAUGCAGAUCAAGGUGCUCAAGGUGUACCACCCGAGUGAGCAGGAGAAGGAGGAUCCAGAAUUGUACGCGGAGAACGUGCGGAAGAAGAUGGCCCUGCAUCUCGACAUGCCGAUUUCGGAGGCGGCGCAAGAAGACUACGUCACCCACGAACGGCUGUACCGGGACGAGCUGUACAAGCAGCGGCGCGAAGGAAAGGGCAAGCAGGACGCAUGCGCGGCCUCGCCGAGAACGGAUUCGAAGGAGACUGGUAGCGAGCUCGAGCAGCUGGCGGACCAGAAGGACUCAUCAUGUGACGGCAACAAGAAAAACAACUUCGCCGCAGGAGCGGAAAACGCUGUACUGGCAUCAUCUUCGGGAAAUAAAGAUGCGGCGUCUUCGGCAGAGAAAAAAUGCGCGAAGCAAGCUGGUUCGGACGUUAACACUAAGGACGGAGCGAUGUUGCUAGCAGAGGACAGUGCAGAGGGGAGCGGGUCGUUGGGUGCGAAGACCUCGCCGCAGCGACAAGCGCGAAAACGCAAGCAAAAGAGGAAAGAGGGCGAGUCUGGCCACCUAGGUGGACCAAAGCGAGAAGUGAGCAGCAGCAACGUCAGCACGGCGGACGGGCAAGAAGAAUCGGACGGGCCGGACAGCGAAGAAUUUUCGCCGCCUUCUUCAGCCGGGGUCGGAUCCUCCCGCGGUCGCGAAUCAACCAGCGAGGGAGCAACCUCCUCCUCGUCCCCUUCAAGAAAGGGUACGCAACCGCGAAGCAGUCGGACGAGCCCGCCUGCACCGCGAAAGUCCGAGGAGGUCCACUACUUCAGCACGUGGGUAGCAGCGGAUAAUCGACGAAAGAAACUGCAAAAAGCGAUCUCGAAGAUCAUGCCGAAGCAGUUUGUGGUAGGCCCCGAUUCCGUUGCGGAUUCCCUGCACCCGGAAGGUUCCAAUAAUCCUACUGCUGCUAAUUGCUAGGGGACUGCUUCGACUACAACUUUGGCGACUAUUAUAAAAGCGACUCUGCAUCUUUCCGAAGAUGAUGUCCUCGACGAUGCCAGCUCCCCUGCUAUAAUGAAGACUUGUUAUAUGUUGAUCCCACACGACCUCUACCACAUUAUUCCGUGCUUGCCGAAGAUGAUGUUUAUAAAAUCCCUGUGCCUGCUGUCUUGUUCAAUAGUGCAUCCUUUAAGGAGAAACCUGGUAGCACAAGCUCUCGCCCGCUGAUUCCGGUAGUAGUUUUGGAUCACUUUACACCAAAACGCACUUGCAGGCAUCGUAGAGGACAACUGGUCGGACCCAGAAGGGGGUUACGUCACGCCCGCCGGAAUCCGCAACCUGAUGCACUUCAAGUAUGCGGCUGGGAAGUACUCCGCGUUGGACAACGUGCUGAAUCCGUUUUGGUUCUGGUUCAGCAGUUUUCUGCCGGCUUCCGUGAGUCCGAAUCUGGUCACUUUUGCCGGGUUCCUCGUUAUGCUCAGCGGGUUUGUGGUGAUGCUCGUGGUGCACGUAACGAGCGAGACCAUUUCUCCGGAAGCCAGGUGGGCUGGCCACAUCUACUCCGCGGUCGCCAUCCUGGUGUACCAAACCUGCGACGCAGCCGACGGCAAGCACGCCCGACGCACGGGGCAGUCCACGCCGCUCGGCGCGCUCUUUGAUCACGGGUGUGAUGCGGUGGUGGUCUGUUUGAACGGGCUGAUUUGCGUGCUGUGCGCACACGAGCCGUUCAUGCCGGAGAACUACUCCGACCGAAGCUUUUGUGGCUGGCUCAACUUUCUCCUCGUACCGUACGCCAUGUUUGCGGCGCAGUGGGAGCACUACCACACCGGCAUACUACCCGCGGAGGGAUGCACAGAAGCGCAGUUCCUCAGUAUGAUAAAGUUUUAUAGAUCUUGCUUUUGAUGUGUUUUCUGCGACGAAAAGAUAGGUUACUGCGUAUUAACUAUAUCGGGUACAACUAGCGUCUCUUCCGCUCGUUCGCAGCGUUUCUUUGGCCGGCACAUCAUGUUGAAAUAGUUGCAACUCUUGCACUGCAUGGAUUUUUACGAUGAUAGAAGUACUUACUUAUCGCCCUUUUACAGGCGCGGUGUGCAUGGUCGUAACUGGAUGGCCGCUGUUUCGCGAGUGGAUGAAAACCCCUGCCAUCGGCAUCGACUCGCUUUACUGCAAGGACCUGAUUCUCUGGAUCGGCAUUGUCUUUGCCCUUGUUGUGAUUGGCGGUAGUGCGGUCCGGGUGUACAGGCAGUGGCGCAAGGGAGAGAUGGAGACCACGUCGAACACUGGCAAUGGCGGCACUGCAACAAGCGGCGAACACCAUCACCACCAGCAACAUCACCAGAAUGGCAUAAACCCCCUCGGUAACCCCGUGUGGACGAUGCUGCCCCUGUACCAGCACUUCGUCAUUGCGGUGAUCUUUUUCCGGAGCGAGCAGUACAGCCGGACGCCCGUGCUGAUGCUGAUGAUCCUUGGCCUCGCGGCCGUGGAUCUCACACUGCGGAUGAUCGUCAGCGGCAUUUGCAAGAUAAGGUACCCGUUAGUUCACCUGACGCUGCUGCCCAUGGUGUGCUACUCCUGCUUCCUGCUCUUGCCGCAGGAGUACACCGAGCUGCUGGACUUUUCCCGGGGAGCCGCCUGGCGCCUCUUUUCGACGGGUCCGGACGCGGUGUCGAGUGCUAGUGGUGCUUCCCCGAAACGCGUGGGCGUCGCGGCGACGUCCGGUACAACUAGCAGUACCGCGUGCCUCUUCGGAGGCGCAACGUCUUCGCUCGCGUAUCUGUGCAAUCACUGGCGUCUGGUUUUGCUGCUGAUGUGGGAAAUCGCCGCGGUGCUCUGGGUGUCGGCGGACACGAUAUCGCGGAUAUGCGGGUACCUGCGCAUUCCCUUUCUCGCACCGCUGAAGGAACCGUGGUCUCCGAAAGUUCGCGAGUCCAGGAAGAGCUCUGCCCUCCCAGCGACCAAGAAGACGAACUAGUGACGCGUCGCGCGUGCGAAUGCGCAAGUUGUCUUAUGUCCUUGUCCUACUUCUGCGCGCGGAUGCGACUGCGUGCUAUUAUUGCGGCAGUUGCGAUCUCUCAUGCUCGCUAUCACUCCAUUUUCAUGUUACAACAAGCGACUCAAAAAAACACAGCGAUACACGUAUUGAGAAACAUUUAAGUCCUUGCCAAUGACGCAAAGGCGGUGGCCGUUGCGUGCCGCAUCCCUUAUGGAGAAUAAUA